Cynoglossus semilaevis (tongue sole) is the source of this 826-nucleotide messenger RNA. RefSeq names its product melanopsin-A-like. The record is from RefSeq and is a predicted model, not a curated record. NCBI's taxonomy places the organism in Eukaryota, Metazoa, Chordata, Actinopteri, Pleuronectiformes, Cynoglossidae. The transcript has 3 exons. Bases 328 to 795 code for a protein of 155 amino acids.
UUGGGGGAAAAAGCUGCAGGCUUCAACUGUGACAGUUGGAGACGAGCGCGGGAUUUAUUAUUCUGGAGAAUAUAAUUUAUGCAGAGACACAAUCUGAAAAGCAUUCAGACAGAACAGGUGGAAGAGUGAGCAUUAGAUUAAUGCAGACCAGGCAGGACGUGGCUUGGAUUCUAACGACAUCAUCAUCUUGCGACAAAUACCAUUGGACAAAAAAGAUCAGCCCUCCGACCCCCCCAUAGUUAUUUUCAAUUAUUUGUUCUAUCAGUUUUUUUUUUUUGUCAUUGUCGCUCCAUCACAUCAUUCCAAUGACUUUACCAUGGAGGGCAAAUGCGGCUAGACUACAAUGGACAUCAGACUAGUGGCAGGUCCUGGCAGGUUGACAGUCCUAAUGGGAAUUUUAAGCCAUGUUGUCCGCUAGCAGCAUGGAGCCAGAGGAAACCCAAAUACAGGGCAGCUUCUUCAACAAGGUGGACGUACCUGACCACGUUCACUACACCGUCGUGGUGUUUGUCUUUGUCAUUGGGACGCUGGGCAUCAUGGUCAACGCUCUGGUUAUUUUUGCCUUCUAUAGGCUCCUACAUCCCAGAAGUCCUGAUGACAUCCUGUACAUGGGAAUAUGUCACAUACACUUGGUCCAACAGGAGCUACACCAUGAUGCUUUGCUGUUUUGUUUUCUUCAUUCCAAUGGGAAUUAUCUUGUUCUGCUACAUCCUAAUGUUUCUAGCUGUAAAGAAGACUGGAAGGAAGGUGGGACGUCUGGGUAUGCAGCCUCAUCCAGCAGAAAUCCAUCAAUAGUGAGAGGAAACUGGCAAAGAUUGCCUUCCUU